CUCCCCCACCCGCUCCCCCGGUGGACGGCGCUCCGGCCGGCCGGCGCGCCUCCUGCUCCGCCGAGUUUAAUUUUAGGCGAACAUAAGGACUGAAAAUGGAUGAAAAUUGGGUAGAAGACUCGAAACGUAGUUCUGCUGCGGCAUCAUUCUCUGGGUCGGUCCCUAGUCAAACCACUUCACCAAGAAGAUUGAGGCAAAGAAACAUAUUUCAUCUAUUAAGUCACCGGGAGGUGUCUCCUCGAACAAAACACCAAGCUAAAAGGCAUUGGAAUAAGCCUCCUACUAGCGGCGCUGGUUUCACAGAGUUAAGAUACUUGGGAACAGAUGCUAAACAUGAUUUAUUUUCGUGGGCAGAAUCACAAUCCUUGCAUCGUUGGUCUGCAAAGUAUUGCCCUCUUAUGCCACCCCCUAGGUCAACUAUUGCAGCUGCAUUCAGUUCGGAUGGGAAAACGCUUGCAUCCACACAUGGUGACCAUACUGUUAAAAUAAUCGACUGCCAAACUGGGAAAUGUUUGAAAGUAUUGGGUGGGCAUCGACGCACACCUUGGGUGGUUAGAUACCAUCCAUUACAUUCUGACAUACUUGCCAGUGGGAGUUUGGAUCAUGAAGUCCGUCUUUGGGAUGCAAACACCUCAGACUGUAUUGGAUCUCAGGACUUCAGUAGGCCAAUUGCAUCCAUUGCGUUUCAUGCAAGGGGGGAGAUUCUGGCAGUUGCAUCAGGUCACAAAUUGUACAUAUGGAACUACAAUCGGCGAGGGUCGGAAGCCCCGACCAUUAUAUUAAGAACCCGCCGUUCGUUGAGAGCUGUGCAUUUUCAUCCUCAUGGUGCUCCAUAUCUUCUAACGGCAGAGGUUAACAAUCUUGACUCUGCAGACUCACAGCUGACCCACGCAACAUCCACUGGCUAUUCAAACUAUCCCUCGGCUUUGUUUUUUGCAAACAUCAACUCUAGAGGCUAUCCACAUCUUGAGUCUAACAUGUCAUCACCUUGCCUAAUUUGGCCUGCAUUCCUCAGGGAUGAUGGAAGUCUAUAUAUUCCUCGAAAUGACUUGGCUAGUGGUUCAACCCACGCGCAGCAGAGUUCAACAUCAGAUGCUGAAAACCAGCAGUCUGACCAGUUUGUAACCCCUAUGGAUGUAUGUCCAGGGGAACCAUUAGUGUCUAAUGAUGUUCAAAUGCCUUCCACGAGCAACAGUGUGCCAUUACCGGCAAUAGCCAGGCCUUCAGGAUCUGCUGUUCAUCGUAUGCCAGGGAAUUCAUUUACCACUAGUGGGUUAGAUGUUCAAAUGUUUCUAAGAAAUUCAGAGGGUGGAAAUCACCAUCACGACCUCUUCAGUGACUCGCGUAGUUGGGAACUGCCUUUUUUGCAUGGUUGGUUGAUGGCCCAAAGUCAUUCAGGCGCUUCUUCAUCGAUCCCGAUUCCCACUGGCAGUGCUAGAGGAUCAAAUCGACACUAUGCCUCACGCCCUCAUGCUUUGGCCUCUGUACCUGGGAUUGGGAGUCCACAGCUGGGUCCACAAAUUGAUGAAGCUGAGGCUCAUGCUGCCUCCUUAGGUGUUGGAUCAGAACUUACAACCUCACUAUUUUCUGCCGGGGCUGCCGAAUUACCAUGUACAGUGAAGCUUAGAGUAUGGCGGCAUGAUAUCAAGGAUCCAUGUGGUACAUUACAACUCGGGGCGUGCUGCUUGACAAUCUCUCAUGCUGUUCUUUGCAGUGAAAUGGGUGCCCAUUUCUCCCCUUGUGGACGAUUUCUCGUAGCUUGUGUUGCAUGCUUGCUGCCUCAAACAGAAGGUGACCAGGGUAGCCAAUUACCUGUGCAGUACGAGUCUACGGGAGCUGGAACAUCACCAACUCGUCACCCACUUCCCUCUCAUGGAGUUAUUUAUGAGCUUCGGGUCUAUUCUCUCGAGGAGGCAACAUUUGGAGAAAUUCUCACGUCAAGAGCAAUAAGGGCGGCCCAUUGUUUAACUUCCAUUCAGUUCUCGCCUACAUCAGAACACAUACUGUUGGCAUAUGGCCGUCGCCAUAGCUCUCUGCUUAGGAGCAUUGUUAUGGAUGGGGAGACAACUGGAAUCCCUGUAUAUACUAUCUUGGAGGUUUACAGAGUUUCGGACAUGGAGCUGGUAAGAGUUCUUCCUAGUGCUGAAGAUGAAGUCAAUGUUGCCUGCUUUCAUCCUUCCCCUGGAGGUGGUCUUGUUUAUGGGACCAAGGAAGGGAAGCUCAGGAUCCUGCAACACAAUGGUGCAGACGCGGCAAGCAUGGGGCUGAAUUGCUUUAUUGAGGAAAAUAUGCUUGAGGUUCAGAGGUAUGCGUUGGAAGGCUGAAUGAUCAUUUGCAGCAUGAGCUUGUAUGCCUGCCUUCUCUGAUUAUCUGUCCCAGCAGGAACUUUUGUCUGCAAGCUCCAUUUUGGUUCACAAGAGCCUCAAGGACUAGAACACAAAACCUCAUGAGCCGCCUCCUACUAAAUCAUGUCAUGGCAGAUGAAUCUUCAAGUUUGUUCAAGUGCAACAAACUGAUCUAUUGCUGCUUCCAGAGAUUGCAGCUGGCCGGUUCUAAUAGUGUAUCGUUUUGUAACUCUUAUUAACUCAGGUGCGUGCACAGGCGGUGUGAAGAUGUAAAUUGGCACGGCCACCGAUGCUGUCAAGUUUCCACGACCAUGUAAUUAUGAAACUGUACAUGUAAUAUCCAAUCAGCUUAACACAACUGCUGUUGUAUUUCAGAAAGUUCGCAAUCAGCUUAACACAACUCUUUUCAAGUUUCAAAUGUUUGCA
Molecule: messenger RNA, 2771 nt
Organism: Lolium rigidum
Lineage: Eukaryota; Viridiplantae; Streptophyta; Magnoliopsida; Poales; Poaceae
Exons: 17
Coding region: 96-2324 (742 amino acids)
Biological process (GO): autophagy
Cellular component (GO): intracellular membrane-bounded organelle
Molecular function (GO): protein binding
Source: RefSeq, a predicted model, not a curated record